Molecule: messenger RNA, 1137 nt
Organism: Paramecium pentaurelia
Lineage: Eukaryota; Ciliophora; Oligohymenophorea; Peniculida; Parameciidae
Source: the annotation of a GenBank genome assembly
AUGGAAGAAUAAGAAGAAUGUUUUGAUUGUAAAAUUAUAAUUGCCAAAAAAGGUAAAAAUCUAAACAAUUUAUAAAUAGAAUUAUAUUGUGAAAAAUGUCUUUAAUAAUAAAUGAAAAAAGAAGAGGAAGAAGUAAAAUAAUUAGAAAAUGAAAUUAAUGAAUUAUAGAUUCAAUUAAAUUAAGUUAGAGAUGAAAUAUCUAAAAUGGAAAUAAAUUCAAUAGAAAAAAAGAAUGAUAAAAUAGAAUUAGAUGUAAUUCAUUAUUGUUUAUAAACAUAGAAAAAAAAUUUAGAUAAGGAAAUUUAAUAAUUAGAAUUAGAUGAAUAAAAAUAAAAGAAUGAGUUAAUCAAAUUAAAAAAUUAGAUUCUUGAACAAGAACAUAAUGAAGAUAAUUUAUGGGAACACAUCAAUAAAUUUACUAGAAAACUAUAUUCUUUAUUUGAAUCAAAUUAAAUUGCUGAUAAUAAAUUAUCUUAACUAAAUAAUGAAUUAGAUAGAUUAAGUAAAGUAUAAAUAAAUAAUAUUAUGUAAUUAGUUAGAUGUUUUAAAUGAUUUAUUUAAGAUAUCAGUUUAAGAUGAAGUAGCAACUAUUAAUGGAUUAUAAAUAGGUAAGAAAGGAGAAUAGCCUGUUGAUUGGGAUGAUAUAUCAGCCGGAGUUGGUCAUUUAACAUUAUUACUAGUUUACUUAAUGAAGAAAUUUAUGUAUACAUAUUAAAAGUAUGGAUCAUUAUUUUAUAAGUAUAUAGAAUUGAAUCAAUAGAAUUGAAUGGAUCAUUUUCUAAAAUCAAAAUCAAAGAUGAAUAUCAAAAUGCUCUAUGUACAAAAACAUUAAAUUUAUAUUUGAAUAAUAAAACUUCUUAAAAGGAUGAAGAAGAGUUUAGUGAUGCCUUUCUAUAGUUAUAUUUAGAAUUUUAAUAGUUUUGUAAAUAUUUAUAAGAUGGAGAUAUCUUAAAAAAAAGAAAAAUUAAUUUAAAUUUACCUUUUAGUAUGAAUGGCAUGUCUGUAGACAAUAAAAUACUUAGUUUGAAGUAACCUGCAACUUAAAAAUGGUAAGAAUGGACUAAUUCUGUAAAAAAGUUUUUAGCAAAUGUUAAAGCUCUCAUUGUUGCAAAUGCAUAAUUUGAUUUAUCUUUAUGA